UGGUGCAGCGUAUAUUUUGAACAGAACAAUGAGACGGCAAGUACUGUUUUUUAUCUCGAUCUUCUAUAUAGGUUAUGUUGUCGGUCAAGUGAGCUACUCUAUUCCGGAGGAAAUGCCAAAGGGGUCUGUUGUCGGAAAUAUAGCUCGAGAUUUGGGCAUAGAUGUGAGGAGACUAAAGUCAGGUAAAUCUCGUAUAUUUACGAGCGACAGCGCAGAAUACAUCGAGCUGAGUAGGGAGAGAGGAGUCCUCCUCCUCAAAGAGAGAAUCGACAGAGAGUCACUCUGCAGACAGACGACGCCUUGUGCUUUGCAUUUGCAGAUUAUUUUAGAAAACCCAAUGGAGCUUUUUCGAAUAACGGUCGAAAUCACUGAUAUAAACGAUAACAGUCCAAGUUUUAAAAACGAUGAGAAACGUUUUGAAAUAAGCGAAUCCGCAGUUACAGGAUCGAAAUUCGUGUUAGAAAGAGCGGUCGAUGCAGAUAUUGGAAUAAAUGGCCUGAAAAAUUAUAGCCUGAGACCUACGGAUAACUUUGUUCUGAAAAUCGAAAAUCAGGCUGAUGGACAGAAAAAGGUUGAAAUGGUUUUACAAAAGCCACUAGAUCGAGAAAAGGAGGAACAAAUAUCAUUGUUGUUAAACGCCGUAGACGGAGGGGAUCCUCAAAUGUCGGGUACGGUGAAGAUUUAUGUGACCGUACUCGAUGUGAAUGACAACGCUCCGGUUUUCACGAAGUCGGUUUACAAGGCGACUAUAGCCGAAAACUCUCAGAAAGGAACAACAGUGACAACAGUGAGCGCUUCUGAUGCAGAUAAAGGGACAAAUGGGGAUGUUUCUUAUUUAGUAUCAGCUACAAUGGAUAGUGUAUCUGACAUAUUUACAGUAAAUCAAAAUGGUGAAGUAAUAUUAGUUGGUGAAGUUGACUUUGAAAAAGCCAAGUAUUACCAAAUUGAUAUUGAGGCCAAAGACAGUGGUGGUCUUUCUGAUUCCAGUAAGGUUAUAGUUGAUGUUAUUGACAUUAAUGAUAAUGAGCCUGUAAUCAGUAUACUUUCGAAAUCAGAUUCUAUUCCUGAAAACUCUCCCCAUAAUACAGUUAUAGUUAUGUUCAGUGUCUAUGACUCAGAUUCAAGUAAUAAUGGUCAGGUAAACUGCAGAUUAAAUAGUAACAUACCAUUUACUAUUACAGCUGCCUCAAAUGAUUUCUACAGUUUAGUAACAGACAAACGUGCUGAUAAUGGACCCCAGUUCUACAGGAACGAUGCAGCGGAUACAGAGUGA
Molecule: messenger RNA, 1273 nt
Organism: Pundamilia nyererei
Lineage: Eukaryota; Metazoa; Chordata; Actinopteri; Cichliformes; Cichlidae
Product: protocadherin beta-1-like
Exons: 2
Coding region: 29-1273 (414 amino acids)
Biological process (GO): homophilic cell-cell adhesion
Cellular component (GO): plasma membrane
Molecular function (GO): calcium ion binding
Source: RefSeq, a predicted model, not a curated record